GACGACCUCGGUGAUGAGGAGCCAGCGCAGGUUUGUCUGGGGAAAUACCCUACCCGCCUGUACUGUGGGAGAAAACGGGCAUUUUGUAGCGCGUGGUUCAAAAGCAGAGAGUGACUGGAAUAUUCCUGCAAGGCAGAUGCAGUUUGAUGAGUUAUGGGAGAAAUACAAGCACACUUGGACACCCCUGUUCCAAGCAAACGGCAAAGAGUAGUAAUCUGAAAGAAUAUGUGGUCGAAACAAGUGGGCCAGCAAGAAAAGGAUAAUGAGAGUGAGUAAAAAUUUUCAGCACUCUGGAUGCUGUACUGGGAGAAAUAUCAGGAACAUUUAACGAACGAAACAGCUAACUUGUUGAGGCUCUGUGUGCCUUGCACCCAGAGAAUGAAACCUUUAUGGAUGUGGUGUGGAAAAAGUGAAACCACUGCUGGUGAUGAUGGCAUUGAAGCUCGGAUUAACAUUCGGAGCAUCCACGACAAUUUGCGAGAACUAUUUUUUCAACAUUGAAAAACGUAUUCAGUGAGCACAGACGAAGCAUGUCGCACAGGAGGAAAGAGCGGCUGAUUCAACUGGCAUUUGAGAGGGAUCCUACAAGCAAAUUCCGUGGGGAGUGGAACGAGAGACUGCUGAGGAGGUUCAAAACAGCAUUAAGGCGUGUAACUCUUUUGAAUCUGGAAUUGGCCAACUAUGAGAGGAAUGUCAACAGAGCUAUACACAAGUACAAUGCCUACAGGAAAGCAGCUUCAGUGAUCUCCAAGUACCCCCAGAAGAUCAAAAAUGGGGAAGAGGCCAAGAAACUGGAUGGAGUUGGAAAAGAGAUCGCUAAGAAGAUAGAUGAGUUUUUACAAACAGGAACACUUAAGAAGUUGGAAAAGAUUCGUAAUGAUGACACCAGCUCCUCCAUCAAUUUCCUUACAAGAGUCACUGGUAUUGGUCCUGCUGCUGCCAGAAAGUUCUUUGAUGAGGGAGUGAAGACUCUGGAAGAUUUGAAGAAAAUUGAACACAAGCUCAAUCAUCAUCAGCAGAUUGGACUCAAGUACUUUGAGGAGUUUGAGAAGAGGAUUCCACGAGCUGAGAUGACGAAGAUGGAGACUCUCAUUCUGCAGGAGCUGGAGUUGGUGGAUACUGAGUACAUUGGGACAAUCUGUGGAAGCUACAGGAGAGGUGCUGAAUCCAGUGGGGAUAUUGAUAUCUUGCUGACCCACCCAAACUACACCUCUGUGGAUGAGAAACAGCCCAAACUUCUCCAUGCCGUGGUGGAGCAUUUUGAAUCCAUUGGGUUCAUUACAGACACACUGUCCAAAGGAGACACCAAAUUCAUGGGAGUCUGCCAGCUGCAGCAGAAUGAUGAAGACGAGGAGGAAUAUCUUCACAGACGCAUUGAUAUCAGGUUAAUUCCUAAGGACCAGUAUUACUGUGGUGUGCUGUAUUUCACUGGCAGUGACAUCUUCAAUAAGAACAUGAGAACUCAUGCUCUGGAGAAAGGCUUCACCCUCAACGAGUACACCAUCCGGCCAGUGGGGGUCACUGGUAUGGCUGGGGAGCCUCUGAUGGUGGACAGUGAGAAGGAUAUCUUUGACUACAUCCAAUGGAAAUACAGAGAGCCCAAAGAACGCAGCGAGUGAAAGAAGGGAUGAAAGACACUUGAUCCCCACAUUAUUUAACUGCAAACAAGGCUGAAAAUUAUGUAGGUGUUUGUCUUAGGGUUUCUUUUUAUUUUGGUGUCUGUUUUCACAGGAGGGAAAAAUAGGACAACCUUGUUGUUGGUCUUUAAGUUGUUCUGAGGUUUCUCCCACAGAUUUAUAAUUUCAAAUAUACAGUUGAAGUCGGAAGUUUACAUACACUUAGGUUGGCGUCAUUAAAACUAGUUUUUGAACCACUCCAC
This is a messenger RNA of Coregonus clupeaformis (lake whitefish), 1879 nucleotides long. It is a transcript of the gene polb, whose product is annotated as polymerase (DNA directed), beta. Gene Ontology annotation, cellular component: nucleus. The coding region runs from base 531 to 1619 and encodes 362 amino acids. NCBI's taxonomy places the organism in Eukaryota, Metazoa, Chordata, Actinopteri, Salmoniformes, Salmonidae. The record is from RefSeq and is a predicted model, not a curated record. Gene Ontology annotation, molecular function: DNA-directed DNA polymerase activity; DNA binding. The transcript is spliced from 14 exons. Gene Ontology annotation, biological process: double-strand break repair via nonhomologous end joining.